This is a messenger RNA of Periconia digitata, 207 nucleotides long. NCBI's taxonomy places the organism in Eukaryota, Fungi, Ascomycota, Dothideomycetes, Pleosporales, Periconiaceae. The record is from the annotation of a GenBank genome assembly.
GCUGUGUCAGUGUGCCCCUCCCGUCGCCCCAGCACAUGGUUGGUCUGCCAGUCUACAAUGAUCCUGCCCGAUAGCAAUCUGCCAAUCACACUGCAUAUCGCUCCCUUCAGCUUGCUCGCCCGCCUUUAUCUGCAGCGCCUCCGGGUUUCAUACACCAUCAUGUGGGCCGCUCUGCCUUAUAUACAAGUACGAACGCGGGCAAGCUGA